Darwinula stevensoni is the source of this 5362-nucleotide messenger RNA. Lineage: Eukaryota; Metazoa; Arthropoda; Ostracoda; Podocopida; Darwinulidae. The record is from the annotation of a GenBank genome assembly.
AUGCCUCGUGUGAAGGCACCAAAUCCUUCUCAUUUGAGCUUGCUUGUCAGUCAGGACUCUCAAAUUCUUGAAGGUGAUCAAGGGUCCCAAAAUGACUUUGAGGACAUUUCUGCUGAUAUCAUCACACUUGGUGACUCUCCAGAACAAAUUAUCAUCGAUGAUGAUGAUGACGAUGAAGUCAUUGUCAUUCCGAAGCUGGAGACCUCUACAGAAGAAUCGUACAUCCAGACCUCAACUGAUCCAGUGGAUUUAGCAUUGAAGGAAUGUAGCUUCUAUGUGCCUUUGUCCCGGACAUCUAGGAUCAAAUCAAAAGAGUUUUGCGCUUUCCUUGGUGAACUAAAAUUAGAGUUGGCAGACUCUACUCAAGGUGAUUUGCCAGACCGUGAACAGUCCUGGUUGUAUGUGAGUGAACAAGAAGGGUUUUCCUUAUUUUAUUAUGAGUGGACCAAAGAGAAUGGAGGUGAGAAGAGGAGAUCCAAGAAGAAGGAGAUUGAGAGACAUUAUUACAAGAUUAGGGGAUGCUUACCCUCUCGUGCUCUUGCAGAGUCCAGAAGACAUUUCCAGCCCAAGUCCAGGGACAGCCUAGAGCCAUUAUUCUCUUGGAUCAAGGAGAAUCGUAAGCCUUUGCUGAUCAAUAGAGAUGUCCAGCAUCCUAGUCUCCUUCCCCUAUUGAGACCUUACCAGGUGGAUGCUGUUCGGUGGAUGCUUCAUCGGGAAGGAGUUGGGCACUUUAAUAUAUCUGAUGGUGAUGAAGAAGGGAAGUCCAUGCACUGCCUUUAUCAGGAGAUAGAGGUGCUGCAGGUUGUCUCAGAGGGAGAAUACAGAAAGAUUCCUCUUUAUUACAAUCAAUACAAUGGAUAUUUGAUGAAAGAACAACCUGUGGUGCCACCUCCAACUCAAGGAGGGAUCUUGGCCGAUGAAAUGGGUCUUGGCAAGACAGUGGAAGUGUUAGCCUGCAUGCUCUGCCAUCCUUGCCCCAAUGUUCCCCUCCCUGAUUGGCUGCCUCCACUCACCAAGGUUGCUGAGGAGGCAAUGAAGAAAGAGGACAGCCAAUCAAACCUUCAGAGUUCCCAGAAGGAACAUUCUUAUUGCAGAGACAAACUAGAUAGAGAACAGGCUUGUAGGGAAGAUAUAGUAAAUGAAGCAGAGAGGGAAGAUGGAGUGAAUGAAGCAGAAAGGGAAGAUAAAGUGAAUGAAGCAGAGAAGGAAGAUGUAGUGAAUGAAGCAGAGAGAGAAGAUGGAGUGAACGAAGCAGAGAAUGGCAAUGAAUCCAUAAAUGAACCUUAUGCCCUGAAAUCAUUUCAAGGCUGUGAAAUGCUACAAGUUCAGGCCCACGUUGAACCAGCUUUCUUGCAGCAUGCAGCCUGGGAUGCCCCCAGUACUUCCAAGGCAUUCUUGGAUGAAGUGAAUCUGAACAAUCCUAUUGACAUGGAAUGUGCAAAUCUGCAGGAAGAGGAGUGUGGCAGUACUGUCAAAGUAGAAUCUUCCCCUGAUGUAGCAGAAUCCUUGCAAAGAAGCUGUGUUGAAAGUGUUCCUAAUGGUGAAUUUGAGAAAGAUGACUAUAUUGGAGUGCAGAAAAUGUCUCCAAGUCAAAAUGAUCAACAACUGUGCAAGACUGUUGAAUGUGAGGAUUCCAGGUCAAAUUUCACUAACAGGGAGACAUAUGACACAGUUGCCACUGUCAUAGAAGAAGUGAUUCACAAGUCUGGUGCUAGGAGGAUCAAGGCCACGCCCAGGAACAAACCCAGACCAUCAAAGAGGAGGGUGAAGGGUAAUAGAAAAGGGAAAAAGGAUGGGAAGGUCAAGAAAAAGGUGACGAGAAAGCGUGGAAUGAGUGACCGCCAGAAACUGACACUUUUGUAUGAGGCCACAAUUGGGAUAUUGAGUGGAACAAAGAAACUAGAGAUGGACUCAGAGCGGCGGGAACGUAACCGGGAGUUCUUCAAGACACGGGUGCAGCGCAAGACGUUCUUUGAGUGCAAGUGUGGGGCUCACGAAAGCGAAGAUGAUGGGAAGGGGAAGAUCAGGGUCCAAUGUUGCCAAUGUGGACUGUGGCAGCAUGCCGAAUGCUUCAGGUACAACGUGGCUGAUCCCAGGCGUGGACACUACUUUUGCUCUCACUGCUGGAUUCAACAGGAACCAGUUGUGUCUGGAGCUACAUUGAUUGUGUCCCCUGCAUCCAUUAGCAUGCAGUGGGUUGAGGAGAUACAAAAGCACACCAAACACCAGGAUGUCAAACUCCAUGUAUACCGUGGUGUUUAUCAGGAGGGAUACAUCCAGCCAAGGACACUGGCCCACUGUGACAUUGUCCUCACUACUUAUGAUAUUCUCUGCAAGGAGUUGGACUACAUUGAUCUCCCGCACACAAAUAGUGAAGCUGGUCGAACAUUCCGUCACCCAAAGCGCUUCAUGGCAGUUGCAAGCCCUCUGCCAUGUGUCCAGUGGUGGCGAGUAUGCCUAGAUGAGGCCCAGAUGGUCGAAGGGAUCCACACCCGACCAGCUGAAAUGGCCUCGCGUCUUGCAGCCAUCAACCGCUGGUGCGUCACUGGUACACCUAUCCAGCGCAGCCUCAAAGGCAAGUCAGAAUACAGAGAUGUUAUCAUUUUAGAUUUGUUUGGCCUUCUGCACUUCCUGGGUGUGGAUCCAUAUUGGGAGGAGUUUUGGUGGAAGGAACUUCUGUAUGGGCCAUAUUGCUCCGGGGACCCAGCUCCCUUGUUCAACAUUAUGAGUCAGUUCAUGUGGCGCACAGCCAAGCAGGAUGUCAUAGAUCAGAUCCAGCUGCCAGCCCAAGAUGAAGACAUUCACUGGCUAAGCUUCUCCCCCAUUGAGGAAUACUACUAUCGUCAUCUGCAUGUAGCAUAUGCUGCUCAGGCUCGGGAACGCCUCUGCACUUUCGAUGAAAAUGCAUGUUUAGAUCAACUUGAUCGACAUGUCCUCCAGUGGGCCCUGUCACCCCUGCGGCGACUUCGUCAAGCAUGCUGUCAUCCACUGGCCAUCCGUGGUCAUGGUCAGUCUAUGACCCUCAAUAACACACGCAUGAGUAUGGAGAAACUUCUUGAGCACCUUAUUAAGAAAAACAAGAACGAAGCUGAAGAGAUACAGAGGCAGCUGGUUGCUGCCUUGAAUGGUCUGGCAGCAAUCCACAUGAUCAAAGAAGAAUGGGUGGAGGCUGCAGAGAAGUACCGAGAAGUUCUGCGUUCAGCUGAUGAGCACAAGGACCAAAUCAAAACAGACUCCUUACAGAAACUUCAUGCCCUUCAUAACCUGAGUGAGCUGCUUGAGGCUGGUCAUGCUGACAUUCCACCAACUCUCAGGGAUUCAGAGCUCCGGACUCAGGCCAAAGAGAUUCGGGACAAGUACCUGGAGAAAUAUGCCGCAGAGGUGCAAGCAAGCCACGAGUCCCUGCACCCAAUCCAGGCAGCAAUUCGGGAAUGUGAGGAUGAGAUGAAGGGCCAUUGGGAAUGGUGGGCUGAUCUUCUGGGUAUUUGUAAGGCUGCUGGUGAUGAAGAACGCCUCCUAGCUUCCAUCAAGGAUGAACUCUUCUCUGACAAAAAUUCUUCCACAGGAUUCCUUCGCAACAUUCGUCAGUUGUCGGGACUGGGUUACACACUGGUGGGCCACCUGGAUGAAUUGUCAAAUAUUAGGCGGGAGGUCAUGCAGAGGUUUGACCGCCUCCUUGUUGAGGACACCAGAGACAUGGUGAAUGAAGCUGUCUCCUGUCAUCUGCGUAACCAGCAGGUCCGCAGCAAGAAACGCAAGACUAGCUGUCACCUGUGUAUGUACCAUGAUCUCCUGGAGGACUAUGAGCUGCAACUGUUCAGUGUAGGUACCUACACAGGUCAUGAGACCAUUGAGGCUGAGGGCAGCAAGGAGGGCAUCACUGUUUAUGGGGACCUCCGGCGUGGCAACUGGGAAGGCUCUGAAACUGAAAAAACCCUUCGAACCAUUCUGAAUUUCUCUCGACAUCGUGGACCCUCUGUGGACCUAGUUCAGUAUGGAAAUAUGCACUUGCGUCUUUUUGAGAACCUUCGCAAGGAGUUCAAGGGCCUCCGCAUUGUGUGGAGGAAGGUGUAUGACCAGGUGAGUGCUCUGGAUGAGUUGACGAUGUGCACAACAAGGCUGCGACUGCGCUUCCCGGGUGAGCCCCUGCCUGAAAAGGUCACCAAAAAGAAUCCUCAAGUCAAAGAGUUCUCCUUCAUACUCGAACCUCAUGAGGUUGAGUUGCAUCGGAUGAAGUGUGAGUCAGAGAAGGCAGUGGCAACAAAUGAGCUUCGUCGUCGUUUUGGGCAGCUUCUGUACCUGCAGAACUUAGAAGGCUCUGAUUAUGCCCAGAGAGGUGGGAGCAACCCUGAAUCUUGUCCUGUCUGUCAGCGGACUCUUGGCACUCAGUGGUCAGUGUUGCCCUGUGGGCACUGCUUUUGUGUGGAGUGUAUCCGUGUCCUGGUGACAGAGUAUAGCUGUGGUCCACACCGCAGCUCCAUCCGCUGCCCUGUCUGCCGGGAGUUAACAGGUCAUUAUGAAAUCUCCUAUGUGACAACAGAGGGUGAGGAUGAGGGGCAAGAGGAAAAUGCAGAGCCUCCUGUCUCUAUUGUGGGAAAUCAUUCCACCAAGGUCACAGCUGUGGUGAAGGUCCUCCGCAAGAUCAUCCGUGCUGACCCCACUGCCAAGGCACUUGUUUUCUCAACAUGGGGAAGUGUGCUGGAUGCAAUUGCGGAUGCCCUGGAGGAAAACCACAUCACCUUCAGGAGCCUAAGCCAAAAUGCAAGGUUUCAAGAGAAGAUCUCCUCAUUUCGAGGGAGCAGAGAUAUCAAUGUCCUCCUCCUCCCUGUCCACUCUGGUGCCAAUGGCUUAAACCUCAUUGAGGCCACUCAUGUCCUUAUCACAGAGCCCAUCCUCAACUCAGCUGAGGAACUCCAGGCCAUUGGUCGGGUUCAUCGCAUUGGACAAGACAAGUCAACGGUGGUGCAUCGUUUCAUGGUGAGGGGGACGGUGGAGGAGCGCCUGUAUGAGGUGCUCCGCACCCAUCGUACCACGACAGUGGAGACCGAGGAGUCUGGACAUGCUAAAGGGAAUUCCCUUUCCAUAAAGAGCCUCAAGGCCCUCUUUGGCUCUGACUAGCUGAAAACCUUCUCAAGAAGGUCAGAUUCAUCAAUGAAUCUCAUGUCUUUGAGGGAAUUGUUCUUUCCUCCCCUUCAUUUCUUUUUGUUUGGUGAUUUUUUUCUUCAUUCAUAGUUCUUUUUUACCUCAGUAUGAACUCUGAUCUCAUUUGUGAACUCAUUUUCAUUUUCAAACUGUGGGAAUUCUCCCUGGAUUGCAGGAAGAUAUAAUUUAAGUUGGUGAUUUUUUAAAUGGCAUUUAUAGG